Messenger RNA from Aphanomyces invadans, 2271 nucleotides. RefSeq lists its product as hypothetical. The coding region runs from base 41 to 1936 and encodes 631 amino acids. Gene Ontology annotation, biological process: endoplasmic reticulum to Golgi vesicle-mediated transport; intracellular protein transport. NCBI's taxonomy places the organism in Eukaryota, Oomycota, Saprolegniomycetes, Saprolegniales, Verrucalvaceae. Gene Ontology annotation, molecular function: syntaxin binding. Gene Ontology annotation, cellular component: Golgi membrane; cytosol. The transcript has 11 exons. The record is from RefSeq and is a predicted model, not a curated record.
CCGCAAGCGCAGUUCCAAGAGUACACGUCAUUAAGCAGUCAUGGCGGUCUCGCUGCAAGACAAGCAGAAAGAAAUGUUGCUCCACAUGCUCGAGUUCAACGUCGAUGGCGCGACGGAAGCCGCAAAUGCGGACCGGUGGGGCGAGCAAUGGAAGGUCUUGGUGUACGAUAACUUCUGCCGUGACAUCAUCUCGCCGAUUCUUAAACUCCACGAGCUCCGCAAGAAGGGAGUGACGCUGCACAUGUUGCUUGACAGUGAUCGCGAAGAAAUCCCGGACGUGCCGGCAAUCUACUUUGUCCAGCCAACAACAGCCAACCUCCAACGAAUUAUCCAAGACUGCACCAAGGAACUGUACAGCUCGAUGCACUUGAAUUUCGUGUCGCCGAUUCCCCGCGACAAGCUUGAAGCAUUUGCAAAAGGCUGCGUGGACGCCGGGUGCACAGCCAUGAUAUCCAAGGUGUUCGAUCAGCACGCCAACUUUGUGUCACUUGAGCCCCAGCUCUUUUCGUUGAACCAGCCAAGCAGCUACGUCGCAUGGAACGAUGCCAAAUCGUCUGAUGCGACCAUCGACGCCACCAUGUCGUCCAUCGCUCAGGGGUUGUUUUCCAUCCUGGCGACUCUCGGGACCGUCCCAGUCAUUCGGUGUCCUCCGACGGAAGGUCCAUCGCGCCUCGUCGCCGAACGCCUCACGCAAACCCUUCGCGAUCACUUGACAAAGCGCACUGGCAUAUUUAACGACUCGGGCGCUUCGUCGUUCCAGCGCCCCGUUUUAAUCAUUUUGGAUCGAAAUGAAGACCUGACGUCGAUGCUGCACCACCCGUCGACAUACCAGGCGUUGGUCGACGACAUGCUUGGCAUCAAACUGAACCGCGUGGCGUUCAAAGUGCCCAACGACAAAGGUACGCUGGUCGACAAGUCGCAGGACUUGGACGUCAAGUCGGACAAAUUUUUCGAGUCGACGGCGGGGAUGCUGUUUCCGGACGCGAUUGCGAGUCACGAAGAAGAGCUCAAGGUUGUCCUGAAGAAGGAAAAGGACAUCUCGGCCAAGGCGGGAAGCGGCGGCAACAGCACCAAGGAACUCGCCGCUGCGGUCGACACGCUUCCGGCGCUGCUCGAGAUGAAGAAGACGCUGGAAGUGCACACGAACGUGUUCCAAGCCACGAUGGAUGCCGUCACGUCUCGCCAGGUCCCGGAAUACUCGAUGCUCGAACAACGUUUGAUUGAAGGGUUCAAUGUCCCACCUGCCGAAGUCGUUGCGUUGCUCAGCGAAAAGGGCAGCGCCGAAGACAAAGUGCGCCUCCUCAUGAUCUACUACCUCACGACGGGCGCGUCGUCCGGCGAGAUCGCAGACUUCGAAGCCAUCUUACGCCAACCCAUGACCGACUCGACCGCCGCGCUCGCGGUAUUUGACAACGCGUGGAAAUUUAUCAAGCAGCAUACAUCCCUCCAAAAGCACGCGAGUGUCGGAUCGUCUUUCCUGGCCACCGACGCGCCUGCUUCGAACGCGACGGCGGCAUCCAAGCUAAAAGGCCUUGCAAACAACUGGGCCGGCACCUUUGCUGGCCAGGCGCAAGGAUGGCUCACGCAAGCCGCUGAACAGUUCAAGAAUUUUUUGCCGGAAAACAAAAAGCUGCAGCUCACGCGCGUCGCCGACGCCAUUUCGGAGCUUCGAGCAAACACAGAAGACGAGAGCUAUCUGUACUUGGACCCCAAAAUCAAACCGGGUAGCGGACAGGUCCCUCGGCAACGUACGCCGUUCCGCGAUGUGAUCGUGUUCGUCAUCGGUGGUGGCAAUUACAACGAGUACCAAAACCUGCAAGCAUAUGCAAAGGUGCGCAAGAGACAACGGUGGAUUGAUCACGAUAACGGUUCGAAUGGUAGGCCCAGCCGUCGACGCACCCGCGGCAAAUCUUGUAUGGGUGCACGGAACUCCUGACCCCGAACGAGUUCUUGCAACAACUCAACCAAGUGCACACGUAGCCCGUGCCCAGAUUGAGUCUACAUAUCGGAUAAUGGGACAUCUUUACUUUUCAAACGAGCUCCACGCCACAGUUCCUUUCUUCUUGGACGCCACGGCCGCGUCUUGCUCGAUCAAACCAUCAAGGUAGUGUGACAAGUACGCGAGGACGACGCAAAGCCCCGUCGCUGCUACACUAUCACCAACACACCGAACAUGAAGGCCGAGCUCGUCUCGCCUCUUCUGGCCAUACCUCUGCUUGUUCGAGAUGUUGCGGAACGGGAUGAACAUGUCGAACCACACCUGGCACUUCG